This is a messenger RNA of Meira miltonrushii, 2684 nucleotides long. RefSeq names its product MCM-domain-containing protein. The record is from RefSeq and is a predicted model, not a curated record. The coding region runs from base 1 to 2613 and encodes 870 amino acids. Gene Ontology annotation, biological process: mitotic DNA replication initiation; DNA strand elongation involved in DNA replication; double-strand break repair via break-induced replication. Gene Ontology annotation, molecular function: single-stranded DNA helicase activity; single-stranded DNA binding; ATP hydrolysis activity. The transcript is spliced from 2 exons. Lineage: Eukaryota; Fungi; Basidiomycota; Exobasidiomycetes; Exobasidiales; Brachybasidiaceae. Gene Ontology annotation, cellular component: MCM complex; nucleus.
AUGGAGGACUUGGACGCAACACUUCGAUUGGACGAAGAUGUUCAUCGUGAUCACGUUCGUGUGGCAGGUGAAUUCUUAGGAUCGGAUGUGAACAAACACGCGAUCGAAAAGAUGUUACGAUCGAAUGAACGUAGGUUGAUCGUAAACAUUGAUGAAGUUCGUUCAUUCAAUCGUGAUUUUGCAACUGGUAUCUUGGAUGAACCAAAUGAAUACAUACCCGCUUUCGAAGAAGCUUUACGUGAACGAAUCUUAACACUUGCCGAUCCUAUCAAACAUGCACAAAUUCAUGAUAAACCAUUUUAUAUUGGAUUACGUGGUAGUUUCGGUGAUCAUCACGUCAAUCCAAGAACGAUGAGAAGUGUUCAUUUGGGCAAAAUGAUGAGUUUAGAAGGUAUCGUUACCAGAUGCUCUCUCGUUCGUCCAAAGGUUUUACGUUCCGUUCAUUAUUGUGAGGACACACAAAACUUUCACGCAAGAGAAUAUCGCGAUGCAACAAUGUAUGGCACACACCCACCCACUUCAAACGCAUACCCAACAGAUGAUGGAGACAAUCACCCACUCAUGACCGAGUACGGCUUGAGCACGUUCAGAGAUCAUCAAAUGAUCUGCAUUCAAGAAAUGCCAGAACGUGCUCCCCCAGGUCAAUUGCCCAGAUCGGUUGAAGUUGUGAUGGAUGACGAUUUGGUAGACAGAUGCAAGCCAGGAGAUCGUAUUCAAUUGGUAGGAAUGUAUAAAAGCAUGGGCAAUCGUGUCGGACAAAGUACUUCAUCCACUUUCCGUACCUUGAUGGUAGGAAACAAUUUGAAUUUACUCUCUUCCAAGGCUGGUGGUGGUAUUGCUGCUUCUCAAAUUACAGAUACAGACAUCAGACAUAUCAACAAGGUAGCAAAACGCAAGAAUGUUUUUGAUCUUUUAUGGCAAUCCUUAGCUCCAUCUAUCUAUGGUCAUGAUUACAUCAAAAAGGCAAUCCUUCUCUUACUGCUCGGUGGACAAGAAAAGAACUUACCAAAUGGAACCCAUAUUCGUGGAGACAUUAACGUACUCAUGGUCGGUGAUCCAAGUACGGCCAAAUCGCAAAUGUUACGUUUCGUGUUGAACACUGCACCUUUGGCAAUCGCAACCACCGGUCGUGGAUCGAGUGGUGUUGGUUUGACGGCAGCUGUGACGAGUGAUAAAGAAACCGGUGAACGUAGAUUAGAAGCUGGAGCAAUGGUUUUGGCAGAUCGUGGUGUGGUUUGCAUUGAUGAAUUUGAUAAAAUGUCAGAUGUUGACAGAGUUGCAAUUCAUGAAGUAAUGGAACAACAAACAGUCACAAUUGCAAAAGCAGGUAUUCAUACCAGUUUAAACGCUCGUUGCAGUGUCGUCGCUGCUGCUAAUCCGAUUUAUGGACAAUAUGACGUUCACAAAGAUCCUCAUCGGAAUAUCGCUUUACCGGAUUCAUUGUUGUCUCGUUUCGAUUUAUUGUUCGUCGUGACGGAUGAUGUUGAUGAACAACGUGAUCGAACAGUUUCAGAGCACGUUUUGCGUAUGCACAGAUAUCUGCAACCUGGAUUGGAGGAAGGUCAACCUGCCCGUGAUACAUUGGAUCAAGUGUUGGAUGUCGGAGAUGGAAAUGCAGAACAAUCUGAUGCUCUCCUCGGUGAAGUGAGUCCGUUUGAAAAGUUCAAUCCUCUUUUACACGCCGGUAUCGCAGCAACACAAGCAGCAAGUGGAAGAAAGAAACAAAUGGAACAAGUUUUGAGUAUCGCAUUCGUAAAGAAAUACAUUCAAUAUGCCAAACAACGUAUUCAACCCGUUCUUACCAAAGCAGCAACUGAAUGGAUCGUAAACGUUUACUCUAAUUUACGUAACGAUGAAAUGCGUGGAAAUCAAAGAAGGACAAGUCCGCUUACUGCACGUACUUUGGAAACUUUGAUUCGUUUAGCAACCGCACAUGCAAAAGCACGUUUAAGUGCGGUCGUAGAAGAAAAGGAUGCAGAAAUGGCUGAGGAGAUCUUACGAUUUGCGUUAUUCAAAGAAGUGAUUAAUGUACGUAAAAGUCAUAAGAAACGUAGAACGGCAACCGGAAGUAGAAGUCCGGAUGGCGAAUCAAGCGAAGAUGAAGAUGAGCAAGAAGAAGAUGCAGAAGAUAGAGCAGCAAUGCGUGCAUUUGAAAAACAAGCAACUCCACCGCCAUAUAAGGGAACAGGCGCAUACGGUACUCGUAGUGCCAGUAAAGGCAAAGCAAGAUUUGAUCCAAACGGUGAUCAAGGUAUGAUGGAUGAAGAUGAAGACGAAGAUGCACUAGAGGCUAUGCGAGACGUUGACGGGGAACGAACACAAAUGCCAUCUGCAACACCUUCUCCUUCUGCACCCGCUCACAUUACUGCACAAACAUACGAAUUCACAUCGGAUCGUUUGGCCGAUUUCCGUAUGCGAAUGGCCAAUGCUAUGGGACCGAACGGUGCAUUAGCAGAAGAAGAAGUGAUGAGUAUGGACGUUUUGUUGCCCUUGCUCAAUGAAGGUGUUCGUGUUAGUGAUUUGUAUGAUCUUAAUGAAGCAAGAGCUGCUCUAUCACGCAUGCAUGAAGACAACGAGAUAAUGUUGGCAGGUGAUACAAUCUACCGUCUAUAGUCGCUGUCUAUUUCUCAUUUGGAUCCAAUCUGUAUUUUGUAGUAUCUUCCUUGCUGUUCUCUGUUUUUAAU